AUGGCGUUCCAAAACGAAGUCGACGACGAGGUCGAGUUCCUCCUGGCGCCCUUCCGCGACAUUGUCAGCAAGGCCAAGGAUGCGGCUGAGAAUGCUGGCGAUGAACAGCCGUCGAUGCGCAAAGCGGCCGAGACUCUCUGCAAAGAGGGCCAGCGCGCGUUGAAUCGUCUUGAGCCGCUCUGCAGCAAGAUCGCUAGCCAGCACGGGGUCGCUUUCACGAGGGCCAUAAAGGCAAAUGAGGACAUUGGCAAUUACAACAUGGAGCUUACAGAUCUUCUCUGGAGCUUCGACGACUACACCGCUAUAGAGACCUUUGACCAAGGACAGUACACGCAGCUUCAAGCACUCUGUCGAAAUGUCGCACCCAAGAUUUACAAUAUCCUGGUGCAGAAGAAUAUUGAGCUUUUGUCAAAGAUGUCAGACCCAGACUCGCUGCUGCACAUUGUCCCGGAAUCGCCGCCCACAUCACCUUUGUAUCCCAUGUCGCCGUCUUCAUAUACUUGGCAGCUAGAUAGUAAAACGAACCCCGAGCCACUGAUAUUGACAAGUCCAUCGUGGGGUGGUAGCCCGGCAUCUCGUGCCAGACAGAGCCAGCCAGGCCGUCUUACACACUCAAACACGGCGUACUCGAGCUCUACCACAGCCCCGGAGUUGGCAGUGGGCAAUCCGAGGCGUCAAUCUUUCAGCAGUGGCCAGUCUUCGGCGUCGUCCUCAAGCCCGUCAACUCGCAGCAAUCCAAGGCGGCCAACUCUGCCGAUUCGAACGCCGGAGGAAUCAAGUGUAUAUCCUGGCCAGCACUGGUCAUUGCCCCAGCACCUACCAUCUCGCGAAGCCUACGAAACCUAUCCCCAAUCAAGCCAUCUGUCUAUUUCUGAAAGCGUGUCAACCCAGGAAGCCUCGCCGAUUUAUGCCCUGGCAGGACGCCAACCUCCGUCCAAAGCCGUUCCGCCGACCCCAGCAGAUGGCUUGCCGCCCAGCAACUGUGUCAUUGAUGAAUCCAGUUCUAUUUACCAGUACAAGGGGUUUUGCUCCGGCGCAAAAGAGGUUCUCAAGGGAAACAGCGGCGUGAAGCGGAAGCAAAAGCCUGUACAGAGGACGCUGUCGCGCGUAGUCGCAAAAUGUACCGGCUGCGCCUGGGAGUUGGACUACGAGCACAUCGAAAACGACCAAUCCAACAGAGAAAGCGGCACCAUGACCAGGCACGAUGUGCAUUUCCGGCUGCGGUUUCUGCAAAAGAGCCACGUUGCCGUGAAAAGAGCCGACGACAGGCUAUACGGAUGUAUUUUCUGCGUUUGCAGCGGGCACACCCUGGAAGAGAGCGACGCGACCAUCUUCUUCUCGGCGGAUGACUUGUUGGCCCAUCUCGCACGACAUGCGCGGCCGUUGCCCGUGAUUCCCGGCAUUGCCGUCGUGUACGGGACAUGUGUGCCGCCGCACCUACAAAACAACCACGACUUGCAUUUCAGAGUCGCCCCCAAGCCGAAUCCAGUACAUGCGGACAGCGCGGAAAUCAACGGCCGGCCAACUGGCGUAGCCAUGAGGGAGGUUCGAAGAGACGAGGCGCAGCGAAGGAUUGUAACCCGCGGCCGCUUAGAGGAGUUGCAAGUGGCGAUGGGAGCCAAGCUCACCGGGAUCAAAUGGCCGCCUCAAUAUAAGGGCCGGAAGGUGUUUGCCUGGCACGACGGCCAUUUCGCCUCUGUCCCGUCGGAUAUUGUCAUGUUGAAUGCCCCCGUGGGCAGCGGCCUCAACGGGGCCGUGAGGACGGCAGUCAGCGCCCGGGCAAAGUGGAAGUUUUCCCCAAAGCACGGCAAGAAUGGGUGGCUCAGGUUUGACAAGGGAGACGCCAUUACCAACAUUAGCUGUGGGUUUUCUUGGGAGAUGCGGCAUCGUGAAUGGGACGCUGAUCUGGGGAAUAGGGCAACAUCCCGACCACUGGUGUUGGUGCGGUACGACGAGAAGCGGCACUUGGGGCAUAUUCCCGCAGGCGUUUCUUGA
Molecule: messenger RNA, 1995 nt
Organism: Metarhizium brunneum ARSEF 3297
Lineage: Eukaryota; Fungi; Ascomycota; Sordariomycetes; Hypocreales; Clavicipitaceae
Source: RefSeq, a predicted model, not a curated record